Molecule: messenger RNA, 18013 nt
Organism: Podarcis lilfordi (Lilford's wall lizard)
Lineage: Eukaryota; Metazoa; Chordata; Lepidosauria; Squamata; Lacertidae
Source: the annotation of a GenBank genome assembly
AUGGCUACAAGUGCUGUUCCAAGUGAAAACCUUCCCACGUACAAGUUGGUGGUGGUCGGAGAUGGGGGUGUGGGGAAGAGUGCCCUCACCAUUCAGUUUUUCCAGAAGAUCUUUGUGCCAGACUAUGAUCCAACUAUUGAAGACUCUUACCUGAAGCAUACGGAGAUAGAUGGGCAGUGGGCCAUUCUAGAUGGUGAGCCACCUAUUUUGAAUUGAUGGGCUUUCAUCUGAUGCGGCUCAACUUUUGUGUGUGCAUAAAUUCCAUAUAUCUUAUUGAUUGCAUAUGUUAUAUCUCAGUGUAGAUAAAUGAGAUGCAAGAAUCAAGUGGAGCUAUUCCGAUUUGCCCUUUAUUCCAUGCAGAGUAUAUUUCUCAACCUGCCUUGGCAUUUCUUCUCCAAAUGAAAGUUAUUUUAAUGAUAAUGAUUUAAAUCACUGAAGUUUUGGUUUGGGAGAUCAUGGCCAGAACACACAGGCAUUUGGGUCUUUAAUGGAGUGUUUUGCCCUGGUAUUCAAAAAUAUGUUUAUCUUGCUAGGCAGCGUGCUACAGAGAAAAUAUAAAAACCACUGAGAGAGAGAGAAAACAAUACAACAGACAAAAAGGCACCAGACAGAAGUCAAGCCAAGAACACACACAAAAAGAAUGAAACACUUGGAUAGAAGUAGAUUUUGCUAGAGACAAGUAUAAUGUGUAGUUAAACUGUUCAACUCACUGCCACAAGGUGCAGUGGUGGCCACCAACGUUGAUGACUUUAAAUAAGGAUUGGACAAAUUCAUGGAGGAGAAGGCUAUCAAUGGCUACUAGGCAUGAUGGCUAUGCUCUGCCUUCCUGGCUGGAAGCAAUGAAACUUCUGUGCUACACCCUUCCCUAGUUCAAAUAAAGAAACUCAGAAGUUCUCUCCUACCUGUUGUUCCAGGAGCGUAUUUCAGUACAUUAGCAUUGUACUGUAUUUCUCUCAGUACUGGCUCCAAGACUGAGCAGUGGUAUGAAGGUGAGAUUGAUGGUAUUUAUUUGUUUGCCAUGCUGAGUUUCUGGUUUUUCUUCAAGGACCUGAGAGGGGCAUAUAUGGGAUUCAAUUCUCACAACUAUGCUACGGAACAGGUGAGGCGAAGAGAGAAAGAGAGAAUGUGGCUUGAUCUAGGUUACUCCAUGAGCUUUGUGAAGUGAAGAUUUGAACCCACGUCUCCUCAAACACCCUCUUUAUUAAUCCAUUGCACCAGCCCUUCAAAGUGUUCCCAAAUUUACACAAACUGAAGCCAUUCCUGAAAUCGACUCAGCUACAGAUUCACAUUUUGCAUUGUUGUUGUCUUUGCUGUUUUUGCUUCAGAUGACAUGUGCACUUGAAAAGCACUCUUACAGGUCUGAAAAGAAAUCCGACCCCCUCUUGAACUUUUACUUUUACAAGAGAACAAUGUAGGAAAAUAAAGGUAACCAAGGCAGGCGCUAUUCAUAAACUUGUGAAUUAUUAUGCAAGGGAUGUUUUUUGAUAACCACUACCACUUUCUCUGCACGUAGCUAUUUUCAUCAUUUCUCUCCUGGGGCUGCUUGUCCAGUUGCUCACAAACUCGGUGCAUUUGUAUACAUGCAAUGUUUAUGAACACACGGCUGGAAUCCAAGAAUUAAUCUUGCUACACUAAAUUAAUUCCACCUUUGUUUUGAACAGUUUGGAUCAAACAACUUGUUUUAGACUCCUGUUUUCUCCCACUGCUGCUGCAACCACCCAACAUCUUCUAUUUGCUGCUGAAUCUGAUGCUUACAGAGUAUUAUUAUUUUUAUUAUUAUUAUUAUUAAAUUUGCUGGAGGCCAGUCUGGUGCUGGUGCUCCAAAUCUGAAGCCAAAGAAAAAUGCUUUAACAAGGCAGGCGAACAGAAGUCUCCUGAGCAUAUUGGCUCACAAGAACCUGAGCACCAGCCCCCCGCAGGCAACCUGUUCAUUGAGCCUCCAUCCUGAUUUGCUUGCACAAAGCUUAAACAGAAGUUAGGCUCCAGCCAGUCUUUAUUGAGCAUUCAUUGUGAUUUGUGUGCAAGGAUGUUAGAUGACAAUCAGCAUUCAUCCUGACUUGCUUGCAAGGUGUUUUAUAUGUCUUCCCAUUAAUCCUUCAUUUGUUCCACACUUUUCACUGUCCUAACUGCAAAAAGUUUUGGGUUUUUUUUUCUUUUUUUAAAAAGGGGGGGGCUGCAGGGUAGGAUUUGUUGCACCAGGGUGACAAAUCCAUUUUAUCAACUUCAACUGUGCAAGUCUAAAGUUGCAGCCUGUACUUGCAUCCCUCCUUCAAACUACCGACCAAGUGUAAGUGUACCUUGGUAAGGUAAAGGUAAAGGGACCCCGGACCAUUAGGUCCAGUUGUGACCGACUCUGGGGUUGCGGCACUCAUCUCGCUUUAUUGGCCAAGGGAGCCGGCGUACAGCUUUCAGGUCAUGUGGCCAGCAUGACUAAGCCGCUUCUGGCGAACCAGAGCAGGUAAAAAAAAUGGGAAGGAAGAGGUGUGGAUUUUAUUUUGUUUUAAAGGAUGCUUGGGAGCUACCUUCACAGUUUUGAUUUCUGGCUGGCAUUGUAAGCCUACUUGAUUGGAAACAAAUUCCAUCAAAAUCCCUGAGACGUGAGCAAAUCUGGUUAAGACAAGGCGCUAUGCCCACAACACCAUAGUCAUCCAGGAUAUUUAGAAUUACAAUCUUAUGCAUUUAUGCUCUGGUACUAACUGCACAAGUAUGUAUGCUUCUGUUGGCUCAGAAGUGAAUUCCACUUGGGUCAAUUUAGCCUUCCCCUAAACAAGUACGUGUAAGCUGGUUGCCUAAAUUCUUCCCAUAAGUUCUGUCAGCGUUUCUUGCUGUGUUUGUCUUGGCCCACCUCCAGAUGUGCUCUUGCUUCACACCAAGAUCACGCUGGUUCGUCUGCCUCGCUUCUGCAAAGAUCAUAAAAAACAGCUUGGGAAUAAUCUAACCAGAAGGUUAAAGGGCCGGCGAUCAUUCUGAAAGCAUUCAUGCUUGCAUAGUCGCUGUCACUGAGGUGCUGGUGCCUGGGUUUCUUGUUUUGUUUUAAAAUCUGACUUCUAAAUAAGCUAAACAGUUAGGGUUUUUGCCUCUAUUCUUCAGGCCCUUUUUGCACCAAGGUCAGUGAACAGGUUCCUAGUUCUGCCAUCUCUUCUUAGCACUCCAAAUCCAUGCUUCAUCAGAAGUGAAAUUAUUUCUUCCCUUACAGAGGAGAGGGAUAGUUUUGAAUCCUGAUGUUUGCUUUUUUUGUAUUAGAAUCAAUCCCUCCCCUCUCCCCAAAAUUAGAUCCCUUUCUCUCUUUCUUUGAAGGGGAAAAAGCGUUGGCUGUUUCACACCACCCUCACUGGUUGUAAAUCUUCUAAGGAUUUCUCGUAUCAUGUGGUAUGCCAUCACAUCAUGGCAAAUGCAGAAUCAGAGCAACAGAUUACAAAUUAGCAUAGCAGCGAUUCAGAGGUGUUGUAUGCUACUCUGAUAUUUUAUGAUACAGAAAUUGCAAAGCCUUCCAAAUUGGUUUUUUGUGUGUGAGCGUAUUCCAUAACAUGUCUUUGACACAACAAAAGUGCAUUAGUGAUGGAUUUACACUGGACCGGCCACAGAUCAUUUUGCUCUAUUAUUUGUUCUAAGAUGCUUCCCCAACGCUGUGUCAUUAUUGGUGUCUUGAGGGACGAAAAGUAAACCAAGACACUUGUGGUACAAAAAAAAUUGUGGGAUUUCAGGAGGAUAUUAUGGGAUAUACACUAAUUAGAAAUGGAACAGUAUUUCCACUUUGAAAUUUUGUAGCCACAAAAAGUAUUGAAAGCAAGAACAUAUAUAACCACCCCAAUACCAUCACAAGCACAAAUCAUCACGAAUGCACAAUAGAAAUCAUAUCUGAGGGGCUCUAAAUAGAUAGUGUAAGUGUAUACCUUACAUAUUGCUUUUUUAAUUUUUAAUGGGGGGGAGCUAAGAUCUAGGGGCCUGAAUCUGCCUUUACAUUUCACCAAGCAGUGGAUACAGUGGACCAGAUUCAACUAAGUAGUUGUCCUGGCAGAAGCAAGCACAAUGAGUUCUGCUAGCGCAUCAGGACUUUUCCCGCUCUUCCCCUCAUCCUCCCCAAAUCCUAUUGGGAGAAUUGGGAAAACUCCCAGAACAGUGUACAGUGGGAGGAGAAGGGAGGUCAUUCUGUCAAGCAGAAAUGCUUGCACUGACAGAACAAUCACCUUAGCAUAACAUGUUGAACUGUAUAUCUAGUGAGCAGAGGGCUUUCCAUAUUUUUCACUCCAUAAGACGCACUUUUUCCCUCCUAAAAAGUAAGAGGGAAUGUUUGUGUGUCUUAUGGAGCGAAUGCAGGCUGCGCAGCUAUCGCUGAAGCCAGAACAGUAAGAGGGAGAGCUGCCCAGCAAUCCCUCUUGCUGUUCUGGCUUCAGCGAUAGCUGCGCAAAGCCUCUUCAGCGAAGUGGGAGCAUUCCUCCUCCCGCUUUGCUGAAGAGGCUUUGCACUGCUCUGCUGAACCCAGCACAGCAAGAGGGAGAGCUGCGCAGAACCUCUUGUUAUGAUGCCUUAGCCUGAUCAUCCCUCCUCCUUCCUCUUCAACAACAUUUGAUUCAGAAUAUUUUUUGGUCGGGUGCGUCUUAUAGAGCGAAAAAUACGGCGACUUUGAAAAACAGAGGUGUAAACUUGCCUGGAGGCCACAGUCUUUGACCUGGAGCCUCUGUGCUCCCUAAUCCCAAAUAUAUAGAGGCUGGCUGUGGCUCCAUAGUUUGUGGUGGGGGGAAAUGCAUUCUGUGCAUGCUCUGAGGCAUAAGAACCUCUUUAAGGUUACCAGAUCUUUUUCAGUGAAUCUGGGGACACUUUUCAACUUCAAUGGAUUUUGUAUGGGGACUGGUUCGUAAAUCCGGGGACCGUCCCCAGGAAACGGGGACGUCUGGUAACCUUACUUUAGAUAUUAAGGAGAAAAUGUGGUACACCCUUAAGUGUUGAGAUUCCUGCAAUGCAGGGGGUUGGACUAGAUGACCCUCACAGUCCCUGCUAGCUCUGCAGUAAUAUGAUUCUAACUGUUCCAUUUGAAGCUUCAGGGGGCAGGUCAAGUGCUUCCAUGUCAAAAUCUCCCUGCAUAUGCAAAGCAUUUCAGGAUAAAGGCCAAGCUUGGUGCCUUCUCUGGUGUGCUAGCUUUCUAAGUACAGUGGUACCUCAGGUUAAGUACUUAAUUCGUUCCGGAGGUCUGUACUUAACCUGAAACUGUUCUGAACCUGAAGCACCACUUUAGCUAAUGGGGCCUGCCACUGCCACUGCACAAUUUCUGUUCUCAUCCUGAAGCAAAGUUCUUAACCUGAAGCACUAUUUCUGGGUUAGCGGAGUCUGUAACCUGAAGCGUAUGUAACCUGAAGCGUAUGUAACCCGAGGUACCACUGUAACCCGCUAGCUUGACAUGAGGCAGUUUCAAACAACUCCACUUGUAUGCAUUCAGAGAUUGUCAUUGUUCCAUGAGAAGACUGUACCACGUGCCAUCCCUCGGCACUUAAAUCCACUCACAAGGUCUGCCGGAGAAACAAGGGCACGAUAUUAAAAGAAAGCAAUUAUAGCAUAAUUCCUUCUUCUUCUUUUUCUUCCUGGGCUUUUGGUUUGCUUUUGCUUAAUGGCUUUAGAACAGUCAUUCAGGAGUAGCCUUGAGGUCAUGCCUUUCUCCGUCUGGCAACAAAGAGUUAUGGAAAAUAACUUUUAUAAGAAGGAAAGAAUGUUCUCAACCAUUCCCCCCCCCCCAAAGGGUGCCUCAGAAUUGGACCCACGCAGACUGCAAAUAUAUGGAGCAGGGUUCGCCUUCCCUCCUCCUAGCCAAGGAGAGAAGCUAAUGUUUCAGAAGGGGCAGGUUAAAGAAUACAAAGACGUUAUAAUCGUAACAGCAACAUUUAUUUCACCAAGCGUACACCAAGCAUACAGUGGGACUGAUGUUUUAAAAAGCAACAACAACCACAGGCCCGUUGGGUUCUCUAGACCAGUAUCCUGUUUCUAACAGUGAGUAGCUAAAUACUUCUAUAAGAACAUGAAAGAGCCAAACCUCUGUUGGUUGCCGGGAUGGAGGUAGAUAGAAGUGGCCUCUGCUCUGCUCUUCACUACAGGUGCUUGAGCAUAGUUUAUUUUUCAGAAAUAUACUAGUGCAUCUGCCAAAAGUGUACCAUGUGAAGCUGCCCUGGGCUUGGUCUCUAUGGAUUAUUCCGUGGUCCAGGGACUCCUUUGCUGCCUAUGUGUUUAACAAAAUGCAGUUACACAACAUACGAUGUGACAAAAUGCCCUGUCUAGCUUGGUCCUCAAAUGCUGGGGUUUGAGUUUUAAUAUAUACAGUCGUAUCUUGGUGGUCGAACGCCCUGGAACUCGGACAUUUUGGCUUCCGAACGCCGCAAACCCAGAAGUGAUUGUUCCGGUUUGCAAACGUUCUUUGGGAACCCAAAUGUCUGACGGUGCUUCUGCAGCUUCUGAUUGGCUGCAGGAGCUUCCCGCAACCAAUCAGAAGCUGUGGUUUGGUUUUCAAAUGUUUUGGAAGUAGAACGGAUUUCUGGAACGGAUUCCGUUCAACUUCCAAGGUACGGCUGUACAUCCGCAAUGCAAAGGGAGAAGAAGAUUGUCAGAGGGGAAUCUUACUGUUGCAAGGCUCAAUCCCCCUUUCAGUCUAGUUCUUGGGUUACAAUGGGGUGUUCAUCAAUGCUAAAACUAAUAAUCUGGGAGACUUCAGCUGUCAUCCUAAGCACAUCUGCCACCCUCUUUGCGUGUGACUUCACACAUGCACUGAACACAUGUAGGGGAGUGCUGUACCCCACUGCCCUGGCUGCACCCUCCCAACAUCCAAAUGUUGAGCUGGGCAUAGCCAUAAGGAGCACCUACAUGCAUGCACCCUUAAACUCUUUUUACCUUUCUUGGUCAGUGUGCAGAUGUAGGUAGGGCUGGAGGUGGGGCAGGGUUAGCUAUGCACAGCCUCACCUUCCUCCAGCAUAGACCUGGCAACGUGUACAAAGGAGGCUUAGCUCUCAAGCAGAUAUGUUUAGGGCAGGAGAGUCAGGACGGACACACAAUUUGGGUGCAGGCCAACUGACCAUCUUCUACUUUCUCUAUUCCCUUGCCAUUCCUAGUUCUGGACACGGCAGGCCAAGAAGAAUUCAGCGCAAUGAGGGAGCAGUACAUGAGGACGGGGGAUGGAUUCCUCAUAGUCUACUCAGUCACAGAUAAAGCCAGCUUCGAGCAUGUGGACAGGUUCCACCAGCUCAUUCUCCGAGUCAAAGACAGGUGAGUGCAUUUGAGCUGCGAGUACUCUGAACUCCCAUGGAUUCUUUUGAGGAGUAAAAAUGCCGGAGCCCUCCCUCGAGAGACUGGACUUUUUUGUUUGACUCUUGACUGAGUGGACAUUGAAUUGAUUUGCAUCCUUAUCUCCUACAUUUUUUAUGACUUUAUAUUUUUAUGACCCAUCCUUUAACCCAUUAGUUAUAUUUAAAAUAUCUGCAUGCUGCCCUAUGGAGAUUUUUUAAUGAACAGCAUUGGUGUUUCUGAUGUGGCCAUUCAAAACCAGAUUCUCUCUAGCCCGGGUCUCUUGUAACAAUAAGAUGUCAUACCCAGUUAUAAAAUCUUUGAAAGUGACAUCCUCAGUUUUAUGCUGCCAGCCUGUGUGUAAAGUAUGCUUGUUUACAUGUUACAUUGAACACAAGUACAUUUGGGGAUGCGACAGAGAUGCUGGAGGGAGCAAGGGAGAGAAAUGUUCCCUUCAGUGAGUUCCCUGAAGUUGCCUUCGAAUCCAAAUUCCCCAGUCUCCCAGCAGGCACAUGCCUCAUCCCACAUUGUUCAGGAGUGCCUACUCACCCUCCAGAUAAGCUUUUGGGGGGUUACAGGUGACUGCAAGUGCAGGGAGGAAGAAUGGAAACUAUUUCCUCCUUGAAUGUAAAUUGCCGUCCCAGCAUCCAGUCCACUGACGUUGUCUUAUUUUCUGUGGAUUGUUUUUAUGUGUACCGCUUAGAAAUUUGAAUAGUUAAGCAGUAUAUAAACAUCAUCAAUAAAUAACAUUUAUAACCGAGUAGUCAGUCCAUACAUUCAGCUCCUAGUUGCUGACAAUGACCAAGAAGAGAAAUUAAGCAGUGUCCUUGCAUGUGUGAACCAGGCCAAAGCUCAGAUUUCUAGACUGGUUUUAGGUGUCCACUGCAAGUACAUUUGCUAUUAACAUUUGCUAUUUAAUGCACAAGCAAAAGAUAAGAAAAGCCUUGGUAGAUCACUACGGCAUUCAUUCAUGAUUUGAUCAAGCUCUGUUCUUCAAUUAAGCAGCAAGUGCUUUGGUUCGUGGUUUCUGUCUUCUUCAGAUACUAGAAAUAAUGUGACACCCAAGAAGCAGGGAGUUUUUGUACUGAUGUUCUCUCUUUAUUUGCUUCUUCCAGGGAAUCUUUUCCAAUGAUCCUGGUGGCCAACAAAGUAGACUUAAUGCAUUUGCGAAAAAUCACCCGGGAGCAAGGAAAGGAGAUGGCAGCAAAGCACAAUGUAAGUAUUUUGGUUUCUUUCCAUGAUGUUUUCUUUGACCGUUCAAUGACCUGUAAGAGCCUAUGGCCUAUUGGAAGUACAUAGGAUGCUAGGUCUGUUCUUCCAUCAGCAAAAAAACCACUAUAUUUUGUAUGACUAGGUUGUCUGUUUGCAUGCACAUGUGCCCAUUUGUACACCUAACCCACCAAGUAUAUGUCUUUUCUGGAAUAUAUGAAUAUAUUUAUUUCAGAAAUUUCUGUGGUGCCUUCACCAAAAAUUUCCACAAGAUGGCUUUAAAAAAAUAAGGUACAGUGGUACCUCGGGUUACAAACUCCUCAUGUUACAAACACUUCAGGUUACAGACUCUGCUAACCUGGAAGUAGUACCUCAGGUUAAGAACUUUACCUCAGGAUGAGAACAGAAAUCACAUGCCAGCAGCUUGACAGCAGCGGGAGGCCCCAUUAGCUAAAGUGGUACCUCAGGUUAAGAACGGUUUCAGGUUAAGAACGGACCUCCGGAACGAAUUAAGUUCAUAACCAGAGAUACCACUGUACUAUAAAGACAUUGUAUGUAUUCUAAAAAUAUACUAUCAUUGCUAGGGCUACAUCAGCAGCAAAUUUCUAUAUUUCAUAUGAAUGCUUUUGAAUAUCCCUUUUCCAUGGUCUUCUGUUCUGCUAUGUGCUACUGUAUUUUAUUUGAUUAUGUUGUGACCCACACUGGGAUGUUACAGAAUGAAGUGUGGUUUAAAAAUGAAGUAGUAAUAAUAAUAAUAAUAUGGAUCUCCUUGUAAGUACAUAUAUAUUUUGCAGACAGCCAUUCCUUCUCCCCAGGAAACUCUGGGAACUGUAAUUUUGAGAGGGGCGGCAAAGCUCUCUCCAAACUACCCAUUCCCAAGUUUCUUUACAUGAGACUAUGUCAGUUAAACUGGUAUAAAACUGAUGCAAGGUUAUAGUGCAACUAUGCCACUAGAGAGCACCUUUAUCAAGUUAUUUUCUGCCAUGGAAUAGUGUACAAAAUGUAGCAGAAGAAACCCUGGAACAUGUAACCCACCCUCUUCUUGUCCGCAUUAUCAAGUAUUAGUGUGACAAGCUCUAUCUGUGAACAGCUCUUUAAUCUUUCUGAGCUUUUAGUUAUUCAAACUGUCUUCAGGCAGAUUGGGGAAAUAAAAAUGAAACUCUAUAUUCGGUGCAAGCCACCUUCCUUCUUUGUUAUAAUGGAAUCCCUACUGUCCAAUCAAAUGUUUUCUUUCUCGUGAAUUAUUACAUAGAACCAUUUCCCCAAUAAUAUACAUUUUUAAGAGUUACUGGGCCUUUAUUUUCCAGAUUCCAUAUAUAGAAACCAGUGCAAAGGAUCCCCCAUUGAAUGUUGACAAAGCCUUCCAUGAUCUUGUUCGAGUAAUCAGGUGAGCCAUCAGCCUGUUGAGUUGGCCAAAUACUGACAUGGUUUGCAAGGGUUUAAUGAAUCUAUCAUCCACCUGCUAGAAGCAAGAGCUAGUUCAUAUCUCACUGCUAAAUGCCAGUUUUAAUAUAAUGCACUGUUUACAUAUAUAUAUUUCAGCACACAAAUGACCAUCUUGGUAGCACAAUACUUAUCCCAGAUCAGUUGUGGAACCAUUUGAUCUCUCUAUCACAGAUGGUCCACAUAAUCAACUCAAAUGGCCCUUGUGAGCUUGGUCAGCCUUGAGUUCUGAUGACAUGAUGUCAUCUAAGCUCAACAUGCCCCUUCCAGCUCAGGCCAUUGUAUCACCUGAUCCUUGAAGGUUAAUGCCUUCUGAGAUGGUUUACGGUGGUGACUUUCAAACUUGCUUCUUUUUGAAAACUGGGGGGGAGUGGGGGAAAUUACCUGCUAGGUAAUUUGGGGGCAGGUCCUAAGAUCCAUGCUCAGUGUUCAUUGGGUAUCAUCCAAUCGUCUUAAGCCUCCAAUCAAACUUACAGUGCUCCUGGAACAUUCUUCUACAGCUGUACCCUGAUCAGUAAUGGUGGGCAAGGUGCCUUUCAAGGAAGAGGACUCUCUUAUGCUGAAACCCUAGAGAAGUUUCAAAUAAGCUCCAGGUUUUCUCAGAACCCUUCUUAGAACCACUAGCUCAGGGUAAUUGUCCAUUUCUAAGACGAGAGGUGCUUAGCUCCAAUCUAGCCUGAAAGCUGUUGGACUGGGUGGGGGUGCUUAGCUGGGGGAACGAGAAACCAGCUUGGUAGUACAGCCCCAGAGAAGGUUCUCUGGAAUAGAAGAGACUCCUCAGAACUGGAAAUACCUGCUUUAAGCCAUUGAAUCUCAUGUGCAACAGUGGCCCAAUGUAACAUGAACCCAUAUUCUGCCACAUGCAAAAUUAGGAAAAGUCCAGUUGGCUUUUAUGUAAACAAAAGUCUAAAAUAUGGGCUUAAUGUGCCUCUCCUCUCAACUUUGCCACUUAGCUUGGAAGUUUUCAUUACUCUUACUUGUAUUACAGUGUCUGGUUUUCCUCUAUAUCUUAUUUUGGCCAAAGUCCAAAAGCACUGGAUGUCUUUGUCCAUUUAUUUAGCUGCCGAGUUGUUUUACUCGCCCAUUGAGUGGAAAAAGCACUGCCAGUUCAAGUUGAGAACCCACUGUGGUGGAAUGGAUGAACCAUCAAUCUCUCCUGUCUAAACUGGGAUUAUAUUUCCAGUUCGGCUGCAGAUUUUCUUCAAGGGGGUUUGUUUGCUGAAUUUCUACACAACCUGCCUACUAAAGCUGCAAUACUAUAAUGCUUACCUGGGUAUAAGCCCACUGAACUCAGUGACAACUCUGAACUGGCAUGUCUAUGAAUCUGCUGAAAAAUAACUCCACCUGGAAAAUGUGCUUCCAUGGAAAUGGUCAGUUUUACAAGAUUUCAUGUACAAGAGAGUUGGAAAACAUGUUGUGUGAUGCCUCUCUCCUCCCCCUGCCUCAACUGAGCUGAGGAUACAGGCCUGCAGAAACGCUACCAUUAUCAUGGCCAUUUUCCCAAGCAGUGCAGAGAAAAGGAGGAAUACGUGGCGCUUCCUUCUUCCUUGCAGUCAUAUCUUUUGCUGAUUUAUGCCUGUUUCUCAGGAAAGCAGGUGCCACUACCCACUCAUCCCAGAUCAUCUCCUUUGGCAGCAGAAAUAGGGAGUGGGUGGUGGUGAGAAGUCGCUUUGGGAGGACAGAUGCAAGCUGGAAUUGUGCCAUCUUGUUUUCAAACCAUUUUCCUCAUUAGUAAAACUGGCACUGAGAAGACUCCCUCAGAGCUGAGCUGGUGCAGCCCCCGUCAUUUAAAUCUUGCAUCAAGGACAGGUGCCCGCAUGACACUGUGGCAAAUUGGGCAACAUCUGGUUCUGCCCAAAGAAUCUUCAUCAUAAGGAUGGCGAAGCAUCUGGUUGCUCUGGUUUUCCAUUUGCUAAUUGCCUUCUAGGGGUCAGCAAACUUUUUCAGCAGGGGGCCAGUCCACUGUCCCUAAGACCUUGUGGGGGGCUGGACUAUUUUUUGGGGGGAGAAUGAACGAAUUACUAUGCACACCAGGCAGGCCCCCCAAAUAACCCACAGAUGCAUUUUAAAAGGAUAUAUUCCACGCAAGAGCACCAGGUAGGACAGGCAGUAUUGUAGAUGAUAAAAAUUAAAAUUAUUGGUUUUUUCUUACCUGCACUGAUGAUAGUCAUUGUUUGGAUGGGGGGUCCUCGCCUGGGUUUGUUGCUGCAUUGUGGCUUGCUGGGCCUCCUGCUGCCGGCACCUCUUCCGCACUUUGGGGGUGGGAUGGGGGCCCUCCCGCCAGCAGCGGAGGCCGAAUUGCAGCAGCCGCAGCAGCAGCGGGGAGAGCACUGGACUGCCCACAGGAGCACCAGGGUGGCGGCGGGAAGAUGAGCGGCGUGAAAGGAGAGGGGCUGCUUAAAAUGGUGCCCAGCCAGCUCAACCCAGCUCCCUUCCUCCUCUAGGCAGGGCAGGGAGAAGCCAGGAGGAGGGAGGGAGGAGGCACCACCGUGGUGUGUGAGAGGGAGGGGGGAAAUGGUGCAGUGGGGGAAAUGGCGCAGCCCAAACAGAAUCCCCACGGACAGUCCGCAAGCCGGAUCCUGAAGGCAAUUGGGCCUGAUCCGGUCCUCGGGCCUUAGUUUGCCAACUCCUGUUAUAGGGCAUCUCUGCUGUUGAAGUUGAUCUGGUAGAGAAUGGAUCCAUGAUGCAUUUUCAUGAGGAUCUUUGAAAAAAAUGGCAAACUGCUGAAGAAAUUAAGAUUGAAUUUAAGACUGGAAUAAUGGUAAACCAAGAGAGACCGAAAUGGACAGAUUCAUCCAUUCCUAACUUGUGAGUGACAGUGCCAGAUUUACAUUCAUAUAGUAAACCAUACCUGAAGCAAGCAUCGCUUUUGAUCCCCUUGCAUGAAAAUACCUGUGACAGUUCUGCCCCAUUUUGCCACAAUUAUGUGUCUCUUUCUGUGUCUGAUACAGAACUGAAAGCCUUCCUGUUUUACCAUUCCACCUUUGUAUUUUUACAGGUAGAAUCCCCACCACUUAACCCUUAUACAACGAUGGUACCUGCUUACCUUAUUCCUUUGAAUUCUGCUGCCAUCAUGAAAUAAAUUCUAAAUACUCCCCUGUUCACAUAUCACUGCACACCCACACACAGUAGCUGGGUCUAGGCACAGGACUGAGGCCACUUCCAGAGGACCUGCUUAUUGAGUGAUCAGCUUGAUUUGCUAGCAGGGAGAUUAGGUGACAUUGCAUCAAAGCAAGUAUUAUCCCACACUUUCCACUGCAUUUCCCCGACACUUUCUUUAUUGCCAAAAGUCUGACAUUCUGGGGAAGCAGGCUUGUUGCACAAGACUUCAGUCAACUGUAAUUUUGCAACAGGAAUUUCUGCUAUGUGCUUGAAUCCUAACCAAAAUUAGUAACAGUCUGGAAGCACCCUAACAGGCUGGGAGACUUAGAAUCAUAGAAGUUUAGAGUUGGAAGGGACUCAAGGGUCAUCUAGUCCAACCCCCUGCAAUGCAGGAAUCUCAACUAAAGCAUUAAUGACAGGUGGCCAUCCAACCUCUGCUUAAAAACCUCCAAGGAAGGAGAGUCCACCACCUCUCGUGGGAGUCUGUUCCACUGCUGAACAGCUUUUACUGUCAGAAAGUUUUUUCAAAUGUUUAGUCUGAAUCUCAUUUCUUGCACUUGAAGCCAUUGGUUUGAGUUCUACCCUCCAGAAUUUUAAAUUUUAAUUUAAAAUUCAAACAAUUUAUUAAAACUUGUUUAGAAUGUCAUAUAACAGGCUUGUCUGAAAGUUAGAUGUUUAACGAUACUUUGAAAUUAUCUUCAAAAUGAUAGUUACUUCUAAAGAAAUCUAUUUCUUUGUCCUUUGUCCUUUUUUUUUUUUAACUAACACCCCUUUUGUUCACAGGCUUUCCAGAGGGCUUUAACCUAAAAGUCUUCCUUCUGGUUAGGGUUCUCUUAUCUCCACACACACACACACACACACACACACACACACCAAACUCACAAGACACAGUUACUAAAGAGGUAACUAUGUGUCAGACAGUUUCUUUGCACACUGGCAACUCAAAACCCCCAAACAUUUUAUUUCUCAGGCCUUGAGAGUAAACUGCAAUUCUUUUCUUCUCAUGCAGUUAACCAGUUACAAGCCAAACCAUUUUUAUAGCAGCACAACAUUAACUUGCUUAACUUGGGCAUCAUAAGGGCUGCGUACACACUAUUCAAAGCACAUAUCCUCCCCGCCUCGAAGAAUUAUUGUCAAUGUGGUUUGUGAAUGGUUGCUAGGAGUUGCAACUCAGUAAACUACAGGGCCCAUAAUUCGAGGGGGGGCGGAAUGUGCUUCAAAUGAGCUUUAAAGGUAUAGUGUAUAUACAGCCAAUGUUUCUGCAAAAAAGGACUGGGAGCCUCCCAGCCCAUAUGUGAAUGACGUCAUGCGGAUGCAUGGAAUCAGAAUGUUGGUGACCAUUAAUUCCAUUCUGCACUGAAAAUAAAAUGCUAUAAAUAUUAUCUUCCUCAUUUUCAUUGCGACUCAUAAGAAAUUCUGCACAUUCAAUUGGAAUUUCAUAGGGAUGAUGUGGCACCUGUCACUAACAUGCUCUGCCGUGUCCUUAAAGACAGGUAGCUGAUUUUAUCCAGUGAGGAGGAAAAACGUUGACAAAGAAGUAAGUUCCAUUAGGCCCAAUAGGACAUGCUUCCUUAUAAGUAUGUUUUAAAUAGAAAGAUCUGUUGCAAGCUUAGGUAAUAAGGAGAGCUGCUGUUCUUUGUUUAUUUCUUUGCUUUCUGUGAAGCAAUGCUGAUUUGUAAGCCUCUCUCUUUCUUUGAAUAUCCCUUUGAAUAUUUUUUUUCUGUUGAGCUUUUUUUAGGGAGAAAGGGGGACAGCCACUCACCAAUAGAUCGCUGGGGAAACAAACAGCCUCGCUGAGUAAACUCCGUCUUCAGUUCUGCAGAAUUCUAUUUUACACUAAGGAAAGGGACCCAGCGAUCGACCACGACCAACCAAAACCUCCCGGGGAUCUACCAGUAGAUCGUGAUCGACCUGUUGGGCAUCCCUGCAUUAAUCCAUCUCAAAAUGGAUUUCUGUGCUGCCUUCCCAUCUUCAUUAACUGUAGGCCUUUAACUGGAAUGGGACAUCUGGCAUUUGUAUAUGUCCAUUAUGCCACACUGACCCAUUCAGCCAGGAAAGAUAACCCAGCCUUGCCUUGCAGUUGUGUUCUCUAGGAAGCUCUGCUAGAAUGGAGGCUUUAUAUGCCUGCCAGCCCCAGUUUUGCACAGAGGAGGCAGCAUAGACUCUGCUUCUCCAGCAUACAAGCUUUUCAGUCAUUGCAAGACUCUUCCGGCUUUUCCUGGCUUGCAGAGAAGGGAUGUGAGAUAGAAGGAGGAUUCAGUGGAAGGGAAAAGCUUGAGAAAUGCUGCUGCUCUUGGUGUUACACCUAAACGACAUGACACACACUUCAGAACCAGAGCCACAGCCAUGCCACACCAUAGUGAUAUUUUGUUCUGCCCUUUCAACAAAAUUCUAUACAGAAAAUACUUACGUUGGCACCUUUCUGCAUUCACUGAUUUGUACCAAGUCCUAUGGGAGGAAAUGGCAAAGGUCUACCUUGAGCUGGAAAUGGAGGGGGCUAUAGAUCAGCGACAGAGGGCAUCCUUGGAAUGGGUGAAGCAAAGAAACCUGUAGCCCUCCAGAGGCUGUUGAACUUCCAUCAACUCCAGCCCAAUGUUCAAGGAUGAGGAGAGCAACAUUCAGUGGCCUGCAGGUUCCCCAUCCUGGGGCCAAAGUCUCUUGUUCUUGAGACUAGAGCUGGGUAGAGGAGCCCAUCUCUCAACUCACCACAUUAGAUGCUGUGGGCUUGCAGCCACUAGAUGAAACUACCAGCUCCUUUAUUAUAAGAACACACCUUUUCUAUGACAUGAAUUUUCUCGGCUGUCAAAGUUCAAGACUAGAGACAGAAAAUAGUUUUUGAGGGGAAUGAAAGUCGUGUGAGUGAGUUGCUGUUCUCCUUGGUUUCUUGCAUGUUUCUUACACCUCUGCUCACAACAGGUUUCGAAAGAAAAGCAGGAAGGGUGGGGCAGCAUAACUAUGGCAACCCCAUCACUCCUGACCCCAGCGGAGCUGCAGCUUACCUGAAUGGAGAGCUGCAGGCCACGAGUGCCAGAUUGGCUCUGUUGGUAUGUCCAUGCAGCCCCACCCAAACCACUGCUCUGCCCCCCCCCGAGUCCUGUUCAAGUAAGCUGUUGAGAGGGUAGCUCCUCCGUUGGACAUGAGUCACUAUUGCAGACAGGUCAUGUGCCUCUUUCUACCAACUUUAAAAUAAAAAUAAAAAUCCAAAGCCACUUCAGAAGGUUGUGAGAUCUAGUGGAGAAACAGUGAAGGGGAAGAAGGGAUUGAUCCACCAUCCUCUUCUUUUUUUCACUCUAGGAAAUCCAUCUCUGUUCCUUGGGAGAGGGAGAGUGAAAUAGCUGGGGUCAGAAGGUGGUGCUCAAAUACAAAGGAUUAAGCAGAUGCUAUGACCAUUUUUUCUUUUUCAAGAGACCAAGUGCACAGAGCAAGCCCUGCCCAUUUUUUACACUGAGCGAAUUUAGCCACAGCAAGGUCCCCAGUUCAGUCAGGCUCUAAUUAGAAGAGUACUUAGCAUAAUGAUUAAAAUCUGCUCUCCCUUCAGGGCACAACUCUGUACCAGCUGUUAGGGAGGGAAGUCUGCUUCGCUCCAAGGGCCUCAGAAUGCUGGAGACAGAGGAAAGAAUUCAGCAUCACACUCUUAUGAUCAUUCCAUCAGCUCAAGUAUUUCUGCUUGCCAGAUGGAAAGAUCUCCCCCGCUGUGCAGUUCUGGGGGGUUCUCCUUGUGGAGGUGGAAAAUAGAUCUGACCCACGUGUGGGUAAUUAACAAAAAGAAUCGGCUGGGCAUCUAGAUUCAAAACACAGGGCUUUGCACACUUUCCAGUGGGGGAGAGCCCCCAGCAUAGUUAAAAACACUGUUAGAAUUAACCCACAGCAUAGUGUGGAAUAUAGGUUGUCAAACCCUUUUGCAUAUCCCAUUUAGUCUUCCUUAAAAUGCUUGCCCCCUCUCUACGACUCUAGCAAUGAACACACCACACCCUGUUAAGUAAGUUUAAAAGCUUUACUUACUAAAUCCAAAAGUCUGAUUCAAGCAUUGUUCCAUGCUGCAGCGAGAAUAACACUGGUAGAUUGCUCUUGGGUCAAAAUACACAAUAUAGUUUCAAACAUGUGGUCUGAACUUUGAUUGAUUACAUGGCACAGAGAGAGAAAGAGAAUAAAGGAAAAGAAGCAGGUUUACUUCCUAGUUGUGUCCAGGAAGAGGCUUCUCUAUGUUAACCGCUUCAUGCACAAAAUAGCACUUACGCAUAGUUAUGUUUGACUGCAAUUACCCACACUCCUGACCCUCCAGAGUGGAUUUGGAGGAGGAGAAAAGUGCUAUUGGACUAGUGGGAGCCCUACUGUUUGCACACCCUGUUAAUUGACUCCAGCCCAGAAAGCUCAAGACCUAACUCAAUGUACACACACAUGCAGGUAUGCGUAGUGAAACCCUGUCAACCACUUUUUUUAAAGAGGGGGGAAGCUUCGGCUGUGACCACACCAUACAUCUAAAGUGCAUUCAGGGCACAUUCUGCCCCCUCAAACAAAGAAUCCCUGGAAGCUGUAGUUAACAUCUCACAGAACUCCAGUGCCCAGCAUCUUUAGCAAACUACCAUUCCCAGGAUUCUUAGGGUGGGGAGUUGGAAGUACUAUUUACAUAUGUGAUCUCUACCCUUCUUCAAGAGAGAUCAGGGAAGCAGGAGGGAUUUGUGAGUUGCUUAUCCUUUUCUACAUUCCCCACUUCUUCUUCUUAUCAUCAUCAUCAUCAUCAUCAUUAGGACCAAUGAGUCUUGGUCCUAAUGAACUGUAAACUCAAAGAAACUUACAAUUUACUGAUCUAUUCCAAUGGCGCAGAUCCAAACACAUGUUACUUUUUGGGAAAGAAAUCCUUAAUGUCCUGAAAGCCUGUUUCUUUUCUUUUCUGUUCAGGCAACAGGUCCCAGAGAAAAGUCAGAAGAAGAAGAGGAAGACCAAGUGGCGUGGGGACCGAGCACCCAGCUCCCACAAACUGCAGUGUGUGAUUUUGUGA